UUUCCGUUUAUAAACAGAUGGCAACACAAGAGGCCACGGACUCCCUAAAUGAAACAGUAAAGCUGCUGGCGAAAGUGGAAACCAACCUGCGCAAAAGCAAGGACGAGGUUUGGCACAUAAAAAGGACAGAUAACAGAAAGGUUCGCGUGCUUGUCAGACCGAGCAUCAUCACACUCGGGGAAAUCGACACCGUCAGACAGGAGUUUUCGGCAGACUUGUGGUUUGGGGUCUGGUAUGAGGAACCGGAACUGAAGGGAAAGAAGCGUAGAGAGGAAGUCGUGUGGCAAGACCAGUGGGCCCCACGCGUUGACCUGUUUAACGCUGUAAAAGUCGACAAACAUGAGAGGAAAUAUGACCUCAUCAUCAGGAAGGAAGAUGGUAUGCCCAUAGUCAUGAUAAGCAACAGGGUUCAAGCAACGUUUAAGGACAAGAUGGACCUUCGCAGCUUUCCUUUCGACUACCAGAACCUGACAAUAAGGUUGAUGUCCAACUGGCCCUCAUCCCAAGUGGAAUUUGCGAAGAACAUGGCCCACAAAGACACCAUAAGGACUGACAACUUUGUUGGUUCGCAGCAGUGGAAAGUGUACAAGCACCUCCUGUGUCAGCCCGGGGCCACAGCUCUGGACCAGGGAACAUCCCAGCGGCAGUACCCCCUGUACAACAUUACCAUGCACGUGCAGAGGAAAAUGGGUUUCUAUGUUUGGAACAUUGCUCUCGUGGAGUUUUUGAUCAUGUUGCUGUCGUUUACUGCAUUCUGCGUGCCCCAUGACAAGCCUUGGUCCCGUCUCAAUGUCUCCCUCACACUCCUGCUUACCUCGGUCGCUUUCAAGAGCGUGGUGACCCAGAACCUUCCAAAGAUAUCGUACCUCACGCUUCUGGACAAGUACGUACUGUUCUGCAUGAUCUUCCAAGGUCUCAUGGUCGCCCAGAACGCCCUGGCGUCCGUCUACCCCCAUACCUUCGACGAAAUCUCCAAGGCCGUUAUGGCAGUCGUCAUCGUCUUAGCUCAUUUCCUGUUCGGAGGAUACGCCUUGAUCCAGGUGCGGUAG
Messenger RNA from Branchiostoma floridae (Florida lancelet), 1049 nucleotides. RefSeq names its product gamma-aminobutyric acid receptor subunit beta-like. Gene Ontology annotation, molecular function: extracellular ligand-gated monoatomic ion channel activity; neurotransmitter receptor activity; transmembrane signaling receptor activity. Gene Ontology annotation, biological process: signal transduction; chemical synaptic transmission; regulation of membrane potential. Lineage: Eukaryota; Metazoa; Chordata; Leptocardii; Amphioxiformes; Branchiostomatidae. Bases 18 to 1049 code for a protein of 343 amino acids. The transcript has 7 exons. The record is from RefSeq and is a predicted model, not a curated record. Gene Ontology annotation, cellular component: synapse; membrane; neuron projection.